GAGGCUCACACAGGAAGUUUCAAGACCAAGUUGCAGUAUAGGAACACCCCCGUGUAUGAAAGGUUGAGCUGAAGCUGAUGACUUUACAUUAGAAAGCAGCUCAUGAGAUAUGACAGAGGUAUCGGAUUUGGGAGAGAAGAUUAGAGAUCAUGUCUGCUCAAAGAACAAAGCAAAGCCUUGAUUCACAUCGCUUGGUAGUUAACCAAAGUGAAACACCCAAGGCAGACGAGUUCCAUGUAGCAGGCGAUACUAAUGUACCACAACCAGAAGGAGAUACGGGACCAUUAAGUGUAUCGUCUAGUUCUCACAGUUCACAGUCUGAAACGCAGCCUCUUACUUCAGCAAACAGAAGAAAGCUGGGGUCCAGACGAAGAAAUAAACAGCAACAACAUGUGAAGGACUCAGCAACCGAGAAACAGGACAAACCUAGAGAGGAACUUGAGGGAAACACCAAGUGUAAUGAAGCCCUCGAAACAAAACAACCUGAGAGGCAGGAAGAGUUAAAUAAUCAAGGUAGCGAGCAUGACUCAUCUGUAACACGUGGCAGCUCUUUAUGGUCAUCCACCACCUCUGGUUAUUCUUGUGAAGUUCAGGUCCCUUCAACAAAAAACCCAGAGGACAUCCCAGAAAUUCUGAUUCUAAAAAGUGGAAAUAAACACGCAGACAAAGAUGAGAAACCGUCUUAUUCUUAUGGCUUAGUGGAAACCAAGCUGGAAGUGACUGGUGCAGCUGCCUUUCUUCAGAGUGAGGAAAUCAAAGAAAAUACUGCUAGCAGCUCUGACUUGAUUAGCUCUCUCAGUGUGACAGAAAUUGAAAAGAGAAGAGAGGAAGAGUCCGACCUGUUAAGGCAGGAUGUGAUUGUUGAGGGCAACUAUCUGAAGGGUGAGUCACAUGCACAAUCUAUAGACACAAGGUUUUCUACGACACCAGAGGUAACCACCGACAAAUACAACCCCAAACAAAAUACUGAACUUGCAGAUAUUCAAAAUGAGAACUUCUCCCUUCAUUUGGACUCCCAGCUUCAGGAUUGCUCCGCCAGUACAAAGGAGAGCACUGACACCAAUUUCAGCACAUCAGUGAACCGAAGAAAACUGGGGUCUACUCGCAGAAAUAAAAGGCGACAGCAUGUUAAGGAUCCUGUCACUGAAUCUGAAGAGGAACCUGUUGAAAAGUUUGCGGGUUUUGACUUCUUUGAAACAGCAACAGUUUCAUCAUUAACAGAGACAGAUGUGAAGUCUGUGGAAACCAUGCUGGAAGGAAUGAACAGAUCUCCCACUGAUGAAAUUGAAAGAAAAGAAACUGCACAUGUUGGCAUCUCUGAGUUAAAUAGUUCAAAUUUCCUUGCAACUUCCAGUGAACCACUGAUGAACCAAUCAAAUGUCAGGGAGAUGCCACAUGAGCUUGCCAGUUUGUACUCUGAAACAAAUGCGGAAGGUAAAGAAAGAGAAGAGGAUGCAGACUUGUCAAAGCCGUGGGGGAGUUUUCGCUCCAGUGACUUGACGAAUGAGUCACGUGUGAAAUCAGACUUAGUGUGCCCUAUGAAUCUAGAGACACCCACAGAAGAAGACCACGGAGAACACACAGAACCUGAGCGCUUUGUUGAGUUAGCAAUAGAUUCAUCACCAAACGAGGAGUUGUCUACAAAUGAGGAACAGAAUGAGCUUUUCAGUUUAUCUGAAGUCAGUGGACCUCAGGACUUGUAUGAAGAGGAGGUUAAACCUGCAGAAAUACAUCAUUCCUUUGAUGGUGCGAAUUCUGAAAUCGGUUUGGCAAACCUGACAGACCAAGCUGAAGUCGGUGACUCAUCCAGAUCUGAGUCAAGUGUGAAGGGGGUGGAAGAUUCAGUUACUGAGCAGGAAGUCUCAAAACCUGAUUAUAAACAGGACGAGCCUCCUGAAAUGCAAAGCAAUGUGGAGGCUUUCAAACAGAUGAUUGAAGAUGAUCAAGUAUAUGAUCCAAAGAAACCAGAGACCAGUGACAUGGAGGGACUGGACACUGCAUUCGUUCAGGUAUAUGAAGAUGAGGGGCAAUUAGAGGAUGAUAUAAAACCCAGCCUGGAACAAACAAAUCAGGAGAAAGAAGGAGUCCCCACUGACAUGACUGAGAGCAAAUCUCCUCUAGAGAGCGCGGAAUCCGAAACACUCGCUCCUUUUGACUCACAACCUCAGGACACUUCAUUAAUAAUAGAUGACCAAAACAACACCGACUUCAACCCAAUUAGCAACAGAAGAAAACUGGGUUCUAGUCGUAGAAAUAAAAGACAGAAGAUUGUGGAGAGCCCUGGUGUUGAAUCAGAGAUGUCAUUAAUGCUACAUACAGAAAUUCAACAAAUAUCAAUGCAAGUGAUGCAGGAAGGAAGGGACAAAGCGGACCCAUCUCAGACUGAAAAUGUCUGUAAUGAAAAUCAAGAAAAUGCAAAUAGUAGCCACACUGGAUUAAGUAGUGUUAGUGUACAUUCAAGUUCUCCAGUUGAGCAACAGGUGACUGAACAACCAAAUUCCCCAGCCAGCACUUACUCUCCAGUAACAGAUACAGAAAGUAAACAGGACACAGAUCUUUUAAUGCGGUGGGGAUUUUUACAGGCCGACAACUCGCUGUAUGAAACCCAUUUAAAAGCAGAGAGUUUGGAGUCAUCGACCAAACCUGAGAUAACCACAGAGAAAAGCAGCUACAGAGAACAUACAUGGCCUAAAUAUGGAAUUGAGCAAGUGGCAGAUUCAUCACCAAAAGAGGAGAUGUCUCCAAUGGAGAGUCAAAAUGAACAUUUGAGUUCAUCUGAGGUCGGAGGUGCGCAGCACUCUGAGGAUUUUGUGGAGGAAGUGCAUAACGAGGAAGUAAAGCCAAUACACAUGCAGACAAUGCAUCAAAUCGAUGACUCCUCAAUUGAGGAAAGCAACCCCUGUUUACAAACUCUGGAAUCAGAAACAAAGUCGCCUUUUGAUUCACAACCUGUGGAUAAUUCUGUGAUAUACAAAGAGGAAACUCAGACGGGCUUCAAACUCACAGGGAACAGAAGAAAACUGGGGACAAGCCGAAGACUUAAAGGAAGACGGCACGGCCCAGAGAUCACUGAACCAGAAGAGGAGGUUGUAGAAAAUACCUGCAAUGAUGAAGAAAAGACUGAAAAAGAAACAGUCCCAACAGGAACAAUAAGUCAGGAAGAAUUGAAAGAGCAAACCAGCCCAGAAUUCAAUCUCAAAAAGAAAAUAACAUCAGCUGUCGAGGAGCAGGAAAACACAGAAGAAAUGCCAGAGGAAGAUACAACUCUGUCCCUGAGUAUGAUGGACAACAGAACAACAGUGACAACAGACUUUCUCUAUUCUACUGAAGAAGUCAAAGAGCCAGCAGAUUUAACUCCACUUCCAGUUUUUAAUGUAGUUCAAAUGGACUUGAUUCAAGCUGUGCAAGCCUCAGUUUGGAAUGAUAAUUCAGACUCACAAAAUAUCUCAAAUCAUGAUGACAAUGUCAUGACCAAAUCUGUCCCAUCUGACGUACUCGACCAAGAAGAGACCUCUCCCAUCCCAAACACAGAAUCUUCACCUUGUGACGAUGACUCAGCGGGACGAGACAUUUGUGUACAACAGACAACUAACGUGAAUGAAUCUGAGGGAGAUGUCGUGUUAAACGAAGCAAAGAGUGUAAUGGCUGUACUAGGCUCUGAGGAGGUUGACGUGGAAGAAGAACGCAAAGAUCCUUUCAAUAAAGACCAUUUGGCUCAAACAACAAACACUUCAAUUGAAGUCAAACCCGAUGAACCUUUUUCUGCUGCACAAAAUGAAACGGAAACAUUUGAAAUUGGUCCUGAGGAAAACACAAGAGCAAAGCCAGCUGAGAAAGUUGGGAUUUCUCCAGCAGCAGAUGCAUCAAACAGCCGAGGAGAAACGGACAACCAAGAUAAAACAGAACAUAGUAACUUGGAUGUGGAAGUAGAUGUAAGAAACCUUGAGGUGAUGGAGGAGUUAUCGCCAGUAGUCACAAAAGAGGAAAAUGCCCAUUGGUCUCUGAGUAAUGUGGAUAAAGAAAAGGAAAUUGAUAAAACCAGUUCUGUGCACAAUGAUGGACAAAAGCUGCAAAGCAAUACCUCUGACCUGCAGACAAUAGAGAGUAACAUGAUUCCAAACAGAGAUGAUUCAGUGGCUCUUCUUCCUGAUCAGUCAGCAUUCCACAACGAGGAAUUUGUUAAUCCUGCCACAUUUGUUCAGGGAACUGAUGUAAGGGCUUGUGAGGUAGAUGUAGAUGUUAGUGAGGAGCCAACACAGCAAGAUAAUUUUAGAAGCAAUGAGAUGCAAACAACCUCUGUGGUCAUCGGUAGAAGAAGUCCAUCAAUAAAUGUGUUGCUGCCUCCAAGUACUGAGGACGCUAUCAACACUGACUCUGUUAUUAUAGAAGCUCUACAAAGUGAUAAGCAAAGUCCAGAAGGCAUUAAAGAAGGCCUAACACAGGAACAACCUUUAAUAUCAGUAGAGGCACCAAGUGUUGUUGUGGCAGAUCAGGAGACGUUAGAAUCUGUCAUACAAGAGCCAAACAACGCUCCUGAAGGAGCUCACACAACCAACUUUGAGAUGAAGGAUUCAAAUCCACAUGUCAGUCCCAACAGGCGAAGAAAGAUGGGCUCCACCCGCAGAAACCAUGGAUCACGAUCACAUGUGAAAAACUCACAUCAAGAGCAGACACAUACACAAUCAGAAAGUGUAGAGUCAUCCAGCCAAUCAGAGAAAAGCAGCUACAGAGAAAAUACAGAGCCUAAAUAUGGAGUUGAGCAGGUAGCAUUUUCAUCACCAACAGAGGAGAUGUCUCCAAUGGAGAGUCAAACUGAACAUUUGAGCUCAUCUGAGGUCGAAGGUGCGCAGCACUCUGAGGAUGUUCUGGAGGAAGUGCAUGAAGAGGAAGUAAAGCCAAUACAUAUCGAUGACUCCUCAGUUGAGGAAAGAAACCCCUGUUUACAAACUCUGGAAUCAGAAACAAAGUCGCCUUUUGAUUCACAACCUGUGGAUAAUUCUGUGAUCUACAAAGAGGAAACUCAGACGGGCUUCAAACUCACAGGGAACAGAAGAAAACUGGGGACAAGCCGAAGACUUAAAGGAAGACGGCACGGCCCAGAGAUCACUGAACCAGAAGAGGAGGUUGUAGAAAAUACCUGCAAUGAUGAAGAAAAGACUGAAAAAGAAACAGUGCCAACAGGAACAAUAAGUCAGGAAGAAUUGAAAGAGCAAACCAGCCCAGAUUUCAAUCUCAAAAAGAAAAUUACAUCAGCUGUAGAGGAGCAGGAAAACACAGAAGAAAUGCCAGAGGAAGAUACAACUCUGUCCCUGAGUAUGAUGGACAACAGAACAACAGUGACAACAGACUUUCUCUAUUCUACAGAAGAAGUCAAAGAGCCAGAAGAUUUAACUCCACUUCCAGUUUUUAAUGUAGUUCAAAUGGACUUGAUUCAAGCUGUGCAAGCCUCAGUUUGGAAUGAUAAUUCAGACUCACAAAAUAUCUCAAAUCAUGAUGACAAUGUCAUGACCAAAUCUGUCCCAGCUGACGUACUCGACCAAGAAGAGACCUCUCACAUCCCAAACACAGAAUCUUCACCUUGUGACGAUGACUCAGCGGGACAAGAACUUUGUGUACAACAGACAACUAACGUGAAUGAAUCUGAGGGAGAUGUCGUGUUAAACAAAGCAAAGAGUUUAAUGGGUGCACUAGGCUCUGAGGAGGUUGAUGUGGAAGAAGAACGCAAAGAUCCUUCAAAUGAAGACCAUUUGGCUCAAGAAACAGACACUUCAAUUGAAGUCACACCCGAUGAACCUUUUUCUGUUGCACAAAAUGAAACGGAAACAUUUGAAAUUGGUCCUGAGGAAAACACAAGAGCAAAGCCGCAUGAGAAAGUUGGGAUUUCUCCAGCAGCAGAUGCAUCAAACAGCCGAGGAGAAACGGACAAACAAGAUAAAACAGAUCAAAGUAACUUGGAUGUGGAAGUAGAUGUGAGAAAUCUUGACAGGGUGGAGGUGAUGGAGGAGUUAUCGCCAGUAGUCACAAAAGAGGAAAAUGCCCAUUGGUCACUGAGUAAUGUGGAUAAAGAAAAGGAAAUUGAUAAAACCAGUUCUGUGCACAAUGAUGGACAAGAGCUGCAAAGCAAUACCUCUGACCUGCAGACAAUAGAGAGUAACAUGAUUCCAAACAGAGAUGAUUCAGUGGCUCUUCUUCCUGAUCAGUCAGCAUUCCACAACGAGGAAUUUGUUAAUCCUGCCGCAUUUGUUCAGGGAACUGAUGUAAGGGCUGGUGAGGUAGAUGUAGAUGUUAGUGAGGAGCCAACACAGCAAGAUGAUUUUAGAAGCAAUGAGAUGCAAACAACCUCUGUGGUCAUCGGUAGAAGAAGUCCAUCAAUAAAUGUGUUGCUGCCUCCAAGUACUGAGGACGCUAUCAACACUGACUCUGUUAUUAUAGAAGCUCUACAAAGUGAUAAGCAAAGUCCAGAAGGCAUUAAAGAAGGCCUAACACAGGAACAACCUUUAAUAUCAGUAGAGGCACCAAGUGUUGUUGUGGCAGAUCAGGAGACGUUAGAAUCUGUCAUACAAGAGCCAAACAACGCUCCUGAAGGAGCUCACACAACCAACUCUGAGAUGAAGGAUUCAAAUCCACAUGUCAGUCCCAACAGGCGAAGAAAGAUGGGCUCCACCCGCAGAAACCAUGGAUCACGAUCACAUGUGAAAAACUCACAUCAAGAGCAGACACAUACACAAUCAGAAAGUGUAGAGUCAUCCAGCCAAUCAGAGAAAAGCAGCUACAGAGAAAAUACAGAGCCUAAAUAUGGAGUUGAGCAGGUAGCAUUUUCAUCACCAACAGAGGAGAUGUCUCCAAUGGAGAGUCAAACUGAACAUUUGAGCUCAUCUGAGGUCGAAAGUGCCCAGCACUCUGAGGAUGUUCUGGAGGAAGUGCAUGAAGAGGAAGUAAAGCCAAUACAUAUCGAUGACUCCUCAGUUGAGGAAAGAAACCCCUCUUUACAAACUCUGGAAUCAGAAACAAAGUCGCCUUUUGAUUCACAACCUGUGGAUAAUUCUGUGAUCUACAAAGAGGAAACUCAGACGGGCUUCAAACUCACAGGGAACAGAAGAAAACUGGGGACAAGCCGAAGACUUAAAGGAAGACGGCACGGCCCAGAGAUCACUGAACCAGAAGAGGAGGUUGUAGAAAAUACCUGCAUUGAUGAAGAAAAGACUGAAAAAGAAACAGUGCCAACAGGAACAAUAAGUCAGGAAGAAUUGAAAGAGCAAACCAGCCCAGAAUUCAAUCUCAAAAAGAAAAUUACAUCAGCUGUAGAGGAGCAGGAAAACACAGAAGAAAUGCCAGAGGAAGAUACAACUCUGUCACUGAGUAUGAUGGACAACAGAAUAACAGUGACAACAGACUUUCUCUAUUCUACAGAAGAAGUCAAAGAGCCAGAAGAUUUAACUCCACUUCCAGUUCAUGAUGUAGUUCAAAUGGACUUGGUACAAGCUGUGGAAAUUGCAUCAGCUGUCAAGGACUCUGUUAUUAUAGCAGCUACACAAAGUGAUAAGCAAAGUCCAGAAGGCAUUAAAGAAGGCCUAAUACAGGACCAACCUUUAAUAUCAGUAGAGGCACCAAGUGUUGUUGUGGCAGAUCAGGAGACGUUAGAAUCUGUCAUACAAGAGCCAAACAGCGCUCCUGAAGGAGCUCACACAACCAACUCUGAGAUGAAGGAUUCAAAUCCACAUGUCAGUCCCAACAGGCGAAGAAAGAUGGGCUCCACCCGCAGAAAUCAUGGAUCACAAUCCAAAGUGGAAAACUCACAUCAAGAGCAGACACAUACACAAUCAGAGAGUGUAGAGUCCUCCAGCCAAUCAGAGAAAAGCAGCUACAGAGAACAUACAGAGUCUAAAUAUGGAGUUGAGCAAGUGGCAGUUUCAUCACCAACAGAGGAGAUGUCUACAAUGGAGAGUCAAAAUGAACAUUUGAGCUCAUCUGAGGUCGGAGGUGCGCAGCACUCUGAGGAUGAUGUGGAGGAAGUGCAUGAUGAAGAAGCAAAGCCAAUACAGAUGCAAACAAUGCAUCAAAUCGAUGACUACUCAGUUGAGGAAAGAAACCCCUGUUUACAAACUCUGGAAUCAGAAACAAUGUCGCCUUUUGAUUCCCAACCUUUGGACAAUUCUCUGAGCAUCAAAGAGGAAACUCAGUCAGGCUUCAAACUCACAGGCAACAGAAGAAAACUGGGGUCAAGCCGAAGACUUAAAGGAAGACGUCACGGCCCAGAGAUCACUGAACCAGAAGAGGAGGUUGUAGAAGAUACCUGCAAUGAUGAAGAAAAGACUGAAAUAGAAACAGUGCCAACAGGAACAAUAAGUCAGGAAGAAUUGCAAGAGCAAACCAGCCCAGAUUUCAAACUCACUAAGAAAAUUACCUCAGCUGUCGAGGACUCUGUUAUUAUAGAAACUACACAAAGUGAUAAGCAAUGUCUAGGAGGUAUUAAAGAAGGCCUAAUACAGGACCAACCGUUCAAAUCAGUGGAGGCACCAAGUGUUGUUGUCUCAGAUCAGGAGACGGUAGAAUCUGUCAUACAAGAGCCGAACAACGCUCCUGAAGGAUCUCACACAACCAACUCUGAGAUGAAGGACUCAAAUCCACAAGUCAGUUCACCCAACAGGCGAAGAAAGAUGGGCUCCACCCGCAGGAACCUUGGAUCACGAUCCAAAUUGGAAAACUCACAUCAAGAGCAGACACAUACACAAUCAGAGAGUUUAAAGUCCUCCAACCAAUCAGAGAAAAGCAACUACAGAGAAAAUACAGAGUCUAAAUAUGGAAUUGAGCAUGUGGCAGUUUUAUCACCACAAGAGGAGACGUCUACAAUGGAGAGUCAAAAUGAACAUUUGAGCUCAUCUGAGGUCGGAGGUGCCCAGCACUCUGAGGAUGUUGUGGAGGAAGUGCAUGAAGAGGAAGUAAAGCCAAUACAUAUCGAUGACUCCUCAGUUGAGGAAAGAAACCCCUGUUUACAAACUCUGGAAUCAGAAGCAAAGUCGCCUCUUGAUUCCCAACCUGUGGACAAUUCUGUGAGCAUCAAAGAGGAAACUCUCCCUGGCUUCAAGCUCACAGGGAACAGAAGAAAACUGGGGUCAAGCCGAAGACUUAAAGGAAGACGUCACGGCCCAGAGAUCACUGAACCAGAAGAGGAGGUUGUAGAAAAUACCUGCAGUGAUGAAGAAAAGACUGAAAUAGAAACAGUGCCAACAGGAACAAUAAGUCCGGAAGAAUUGCAAGAGCAAACCAGCCCAGAUUUCAAACUCACUCCGAAAAUUACAUCAGCUAUCGAGGACUCUGUUAUUAUAGCAGCUACACAAAGUGAUAAGCAAAGUCCAGAAGUCAUUAAAGAAGGCCUAAUACAGGACCAACCUUUCAAAUCAGUAGAGGCGCCAAGUGUUCUUGUCUCAGAUCAGGAGAUGGUAGAAUCUGUCAUACAAGAGCCGAACAACGCUCCUGAAGGAUCUCACACAACCAACUCUGAGAUGAAGGACUCAAAUCCACAAGUCAGUUCACCCAACAGGCGAAGAAAGAUGGGCUCCACCCGCAGGAACCUUGGAUCACGAUCCAAAUUGGAAAACUCACAUCAAGAGCAGACACAUACACAAUCAGAGAGUUUAAAGUCCUCCAACCAAUCAGAGAAAAGCAACUACAGAGAAAAUACUGAGUCUAAAUAUGGAAUUGAGCAUGUGGCAGUUUUAUCACCACAAGAGGAGAUGUCUACAAUGGAGAGUCAAAAUGAACAUUUGAGCUCAUCUGAGGUCGGAGGUGCGCAGCACUCUGAGGAUGUUGUGGAGGAAGUCUAUGAAGAGGAAGUAAAGCCAAUACAUAUCGAUGACUCCUCAGUUGAGGAAAGAAACCCCUGUUUACAAACUCUGGAAUCAGAAACAAAGUCGCCUCUUGAUUCCCAACCUGUGGACAAUUCUGUGAGCAUCAAAGAGGAAACUCUCCCUGGCUUCAAGCUCACAGGCAACAGAAGAAAACUGGGGUCAAGCCGAAGACUUAAAGGAAGACGUCACAGCCCAGAGAUCACUGAACCAGAAGAGGAGGUUGUAGAAAAUACCUGCAGUGAUGAAGAAAAGACUGAAAAAGAAACAGUGCCAACAGGAACAAUAAGUCCGGAAGAAUUGAAAGAGCAAACCAGCCCAGACUUCAAUCUCAAAAAGAAAAUUACAUCAGCUAUCGAGGAUUCUGUUAUUAUAGCAGCUACACAAAGUGAUAAGCAAAGUCCAGAAGGCAUUAAAGAAGGCCUAAUACAGGACCAACCUUUUAAAUCAGUAGAGGUCCCAAGUGUUGUUGUGGUAGAUCAGGAGACGGUAGAAUCUGUCAUACAAGAGCCAAACAACGCUCCUGAAGGAGCUCACACAAUCAACUCUGAGAUGAAGGACUCAAAUCCACAAGUCAGUUCACCCAACAGGCGAAGAAAGAUGGGCUCCACCCGCAGGAACCUUGGAUCACGAUCCAAAGUGGAAAACUCAAAUCGAAAGCAAGACCUGGAUAGAGAGGAUGUAAAUGUUGGCGAUAUUUCCCCUGAAAGUGUCGCUGAAAAGGAGCCACCGAUAAAUGAUCAGCAGGAAAGCAGUGACUCUGAGCAAAGGAAAGAGAAGGUGUUUGAAACAGUGGAAUUGAGUCACACUGGUGAAUCUCAGGGGAAAUCUCCAGCUCAGCAAACACUCGAAGAAAAUCCUGAUUCCCUCAGUCAACAAGCAGAAACAGAGCCUCAUCUAACCCCAGAUCACCUCACUGCAUUAUCCCCUCAUGAUGUUACGUCAGAAUCAGCAGCUGGAGGGAGAAGAAGAAAGAUGGGAUCUAGCCGGAAGUCACGUGGACCUCAAAAGGAUGACGACAGCAUGAUGAGUGCACAAAAAGAGAGAGAUGCGAUUCUGACUGAUGAAAGUGUCCACAAGACAACGCAAGAGCACAGAGAAGAGUCUUCGGGCCUGGAGGAAAAACUAGAGGUGGACGAAAGUGUGAAACAAUCAUCAUCCGGUGUCAGCUUCUCAAACACAGCAGAGCACUCGAGGCCUUUGAGUGGGAAGGCACCUGAAAGAGGGACUCCGGUUCAACAGCACGAUGCUGAAAUGCGCCUGAGACAAGAGAGUCAAAAGACUUUUUCUUUGGCAGGUGAUUCCAGAGGAGCAGACAUCGGAUCAAAACGUUACAACGUGAUGCUGGUUGGAGACAGCAGCGUAGGCAAGACCUCCCUGAUGCAAAGAGCUCAAAGUGGGAAGUUUUCAUUCGAAAUACCCGCCUCAAUCGGCCUUGACACCUCUUUGUGGACUGUGGUGGUGGAUGGAAAGCCUGUGGUGCUCCAGUUAUGGGACACAGCGGGUCAGGAAAGGUUUCACAGCAUCACCAGGCAGGUUUUUCAUAAAGCGCAGGCGUUUCUCCUGAUGUACGACAUCACGUGUUCUCAGAGCUUCACCGCCAUCAGCUACUGGGCAAACUGCAUCCAGGAAGCUGCACCCGAAGACGUGACCAUUUUACUUCUUGGGAACAAAAGUGAUAGUGAAAAACGGCAGGUCAACACUGAGGAGGGAGAAAUCCUCGCCAAGGAGUACAACUUUGAAUUCAUGGAGUGCAGCGCUGCCACAGGUGAUAACGUGAUUCACUCUUUGGAAACUGUCGCCAGGAUGUUGAGUGAAAAAGACGACACAAGUGAGGAAGCCAUGGUGUUACACAAAGAGCCCCCCCGGAGCAAAAGUUCAGGAUGUUGCUGAACAUGUGUCGAUGGAGAAACUCGGAUCCAAGUGGAGGUUCUGCUCUCAGGGUUCAUCACAACUGUUCUUCUAAUCCAUGGUUACAUUUCCUUUGUACGUCUGCCUUUGGACAUUCGAGUAUUUCUAGCAAGCCUGAACAGGUAAAUGUUUGAUUUAGAUGAUAAUAUAAGAGUAGGAAAUUAUAUGUGUGCUUACUAGGUGUAUGUAUGUGCUAUACACUUAGUGCAGGUGUUGUAUAAUACCAGGAUUCAAAGAACAUCCAAUUUUCUUCUGUAAAAAUGCUAAUUUAUAUUCUAAUUCUCCGUGUGUUUCAUCAAUUUAGAUUUAUUUACCUGCCAUGAAAUACUCUGCAGUACUUUACACGUCCAAUUUCAUAUCGAUGAUCAGAUUAAAUUGAUAUUUAUAGAAGAAUUUUA
Messenger RNA from Pleuronectes platessa (European plaice), 12154 nucleotides. RefSeq names its product RAB44, member RAS oncogene family (gene rab44). Gene Ontology annotation, molecular function: GTPase activity; GTP binding. The transcript has 10 exons. The record is from RefSeq and is a predicted model, not a curated record. Lineage: Eukaryota; Metazoa; Chordata; Actinopteri; Pleuronectiformes; Pleuronectidae. Bases 150 to 11738 code for a protein of 3862 amino acids.